AGACGACAAAAAAUGCGAUUUCGUUUUUGUGGAGAUUUGGAUUGCCCAGACUGGGUCCUUGCUGAAAUCAGCACAUUAGCAAGAAUAUCCAGUGUCAAGAUGAAACUCCUCUGUGUUCAAGUCAUAAAAGAUCUUCUUGAUGAAGGCAUUGAUUAUGACAAGGUGACAAAGCUAACCUCUGAUGCAAAGUUUGAGGCUGGAGAUAUUAAGGCUAGUAUUGCUGUACUGAGCUUCAUUCUCUCCAGUGCAGCUAAGCAUGAUGUAGAUAGUGCAUCGCUUUCUAGUGAACUCCAGCAACUGGGUCUACCUAAAGAACACACAACUGGCUUGUGUAAAUCAUAUGAGGAAAAGCACUCUGCCCUGCAGGAGAAACUAAGAGACAGUAGUUUGCGCUUGGGUCGCCUUGAGGGUGUGUCCUGGAGGGUGGACUACACACUGAGCUCCAGCGAGCUGAAGGAAGUGAAUGAACCCACCAUCCAACUACGGCUUCAGGCUCAGGGGGCAGAGUCAGACACCACAGAAACUACUGUUGUUUCCAUGACAGCAGACAAGUUCAGGGUCCUACUCACUGAACUCAAACAAGCUCAAGCCAUGAUGAAUGCACUGCACUGAACCUAUAAAUUGAUCUGAUGAGUGGUUACUGUAAAUAUGUUGUGUUAAUGGACUUCGAGUGAAACACUCCGCCACACUGUUAAUCUAGAAUGAAAGAGUAUUCAUACUCUUAUGUAAUGUGAUCAUUUUGAUAAUUGACGAAGAUGAAGGUGAAUGGUGCUGUAUCAUUACAUCUCUUCACAGCACCAAAAUUUUUUAUAUGAACAGCACAUUUGUCAGAAAACAGAUAGAAGUGUGGCUUCCAGUCCAGUCAACAAUAUUAAUUUCUCAGAUUAAAAUGUUUCAGCAUCUUGUUGUAAUAUG
Messenger RNA from Chanos chanos (milkfish), 915 nucleotides. It is a transcript of the gene commd4, whose product is annotated as COMM domain containing 4. The coding region runs from base 13 to 612 and encodes 199 amino acids. The transcript is spliced from 8 exons. Lineage: Eukaryota; Metazoa; Chordata; Actinopteri; Gonorynchiformes; Chanidae. The record is from RefSeq and is a predicted model, not a curated record.